Mizuhopecten yessoensis (Yesso scallop) is the source of this 4773-nucleotide messenger RNA. Its product is annotated as vitamin D3 receptor-like. The record is from RefSeq and is a predicted model, not a curated record. NCBI's taxonomy places the organism in Eukaryota, Metazoa, Mollusca, Bivalvia, Pectinida, Pectinidae. Bases 367 to 2169 code for a protein of 600 amino acids. Gene Ontology annotation, biological process: negative regulation of transcription by RNA polymerase II; cell differentiation; positive regulation of transcription by RNA polymerase II. The transcript is spliced from 4 exons. Gene Ontology annotation, molecular function: nuclear receptor activity; zinc ion binding; RNA polymerase II cis-regulatory region sequence-specific DNA binding.
CAGAGCAUUACCCAGUAAGAUUGAGGCUGUGUUGUGGUGUACUUGGAGAUUCCUGUGCUGUCAAAUUCUCCUUUGGUACUGUCUACACCUCAGCCACACUUUGUGAUUCUGAACAGGAGUGAUGAAGAGACUAUUUAACCAUCUGAAUUAGGAAGAAGCUAGGUGUACAUGUAAAAAAGACGCUGCAGGCAGACAGCUGUCAACUGUCUUCGGAAUUUAGACCUGUGUUGACAAAAUAUACUACCUGAUGCUUAUGGUUAGCUGGGGGACUGGGGAAUUUCUAACGGUAUUUAGGCUAUAAACACGGGAAUAACCACAAUUGCUACCAAUUUUACGGACUAAUGGCUAACAUUUUGAUUUAACGCUAUGAAGUGGACUAGUGAGAUUAUCAAACCUCUGACCCUCCCCCCAAAGUGGAGAUGGUUAGGGGACAAGACGACAACACAGGAUAGAAAUGACAAGAAAAUGUUCACGGAGUGUGACAGUCGGAGCCAGGACUGGACGGUUUCGUCUCUCACUGGCAGUAAGAAGGACAAACUUUGUUUGGUGUGUGGCGACAAGGCUCUCGGCUACAACUUCAAUGCCGUCUCCUGCGAGUCCUGUAAGGCAUUUUUCCGCAGGAAUGCUCACAAGACGAUACGAGGGCGCUGUGAGGGGAAGUGUGACGUCAAUGUGGAGUCGCGCUCCUUCUGUAAGAGAUGCCGACUCCAAAAGUGCUUUACAGUCGGCAUGCGGAAAGACAUGAUACUCAAUGAACAACAGAAAAAAGUACGGAAGCAGAAGAUCAUAAUUAACAAAUUAAAGAAACAUGGACAGUUACCACUGGAGGAAUCGUGUGCUAGCACAUCUGUGGAACUCUCCGAAGAGUUCGAGGCAAAAAUCUGCUCACAAAGUCGUGAUGAGUUACGCUCCACAUUUCCGAAUCUUUCAGAAAAAGAAUUAGGUAUGCUUUCAAAAUUAAAACAAGAAAACAUUGAUGAACUGAAAAGUUCCCGUUCAACGCAGGAAGAUGAGGCUUGUCCUUCUUGGAUAGAAUCGCAGGAACUUACAGAAGAUACCAUCAGCAAGAUGCCGGAAAUUAAUCGUAGUGUAUUGAGAGAACUAUUGCGGGCUAAUGAGCAAAGUGCCUUUCUUGCCAACACUUCAACAGAAAUUAAAAGUAUACCAACUAAUGCUACAGAGUUCAUCAAUGUAGCAGAGGGUUUUGUACGUAGAGUAAUAAAAUUGGCUAAAAACAUUGAAUUUUUUAAAAUGGUAACAAAAGAAGAUCAGAUUGCUUUGCUGAAAGGUUCUGUUACAGAAAUAAUGAUGUUGCGGUCAGCAGUUAAUUAUGAUGUUGCGACCGAAUCAUGGAAUCUGAGCACCAAAACUUGUUUGAAGAAUGACCAGGCCAAUUCUACAAGUUUGCCUGGUAAAGAACCACUUGGUACAAGUCUACCUCAUAGCUCACAGACCAGUAAUGUCGCUGCCAAUGAUAACAACCAUCCUGCUGAUCUAGACCUCACCAAGCUUCACAAUGUGUUCCCUCCUAAAGACAAGUCCAGUCCGGUACUGCCAGACACGGCUGGAAUAAAGAUGGAAGUUAGCAGUACUUCUUCAUCUACCUCAUGCUCCAGGACUGGAGCCUCACUCGACAUCGAAAAACUGCGUGCCCAGUUUUCAGGUGGCGCUGACUUAAGUCAGUUGCGUGCCAAGUUUUCAGGAGGUGCAGACUUAAGUCAAUUGCGUGCUCAAUUUCAACAGAAGGUUAAGGAUGGAACGUUAGGGGAUUCACCAGCAGCGAAGAUCGGAGCUGAACUGCUUAAGAAUGGGAACAGUGAAACUCGUGCUAUGUUUAUGUCUUACGCAACUUUUAUCAAGUCACUCAUGAAAACCAUCCAUGGGGAUGUCCUAAUGCUCAAAAUACUUAUAAUGCUGUCAUUGUUUUCAUCAGAUCGUCCGGGCCUUGAAGAGACACAUAAGAUUGAGGAGAUUCAGGAAUGCUACGCCCAGAUUCUGCAGGCCUAUGUAGGCGCACGCUUCCCUGAUGAAAAGAUUCUCUUUGCCAAGGUUAUCAUGAAGCUGACAGACCUUCGUGACAUCAACGAACUUCACACAAAAAUGUUACUCAAAAUGAAAGUGGAAAGCAUUGAGCCACUACUGGUAGAAAUAUUUGAUCUCCCUCUCUAAUUUCUUCAUAUGGAAUUAGAAGAUGAGCUGAUGGAGGAGGUGGGGCUCUUAAAAUUGAAAUUGAGAAUACACUAAAACCUCCAUAAUAAUACUGAUUUCAAAACAGGUUGGCUUUGAAAAUUAUCUUUUGAUUCCUUUCAGAAAAAACACAUGUUGAUCUUUAUCUCCCUUUGAAAAUUGACAGGCCUUAACCCUUUCACCACUGUGGACCAUAAUGGACUCAUCCAGAUCAAUGCAUGGUAGAGUUUAAUAAAGUUACAUAGGGGUGAAAGGGUUAAAAAUGUGCAUUGGAUUCCAGGUUGGAGGCACAUUUUGCUGCACUGUUGGUCUUAACUUAUUCACUCCUGCAUUUUUACACUGGACUUGCCCAGUCUUUGAUUUGGUAAGGUUCCAAUGUAACUUUAGGGGUGAAUUGGUUUUACAGCUGACACCACAUUGUAUAAUUUAUUAAUUAUUGCAACAAUUUCAUCAAAGAAGAGAAAAAAGAAUUUUGAUUUCAUUAAAACACCUGCAGAACUUUAUAUAAUUGCAUGCUUAACCCUUUCACCCCUAUGCUAUUAUAGUAGACUCUACCAUGCAUUGAUCUGGAUGAGUCCACUAUAGUCUACAGUGGUGAAAGAGUUAAGCAGACAGAUUUGAAAACAAGCCAUUGACAACUCAUUGAAUGAUUUUGAAAAAAAGGACUACUUUAAAAAAUAAAAGCCUUAUAUUUCUUACAAAAAAUUAAAAUAAGUUGUGGCUCAAUAUGAAGGUUUUAGGGUAUUUUCAAUGUGACAUUAUUGUGGUUUGAAGUCGUGUUGAGGUUCCUAGACGAGAGAUUCUGAAGUCCUUAUUUAAACAUCCAAGCUGUUGUACAGUAUGUACACACCAUCUUACACAUUAUCUGAUUUGGUUAUAAGAUGUAAUUAUUUUAAGAUUAUGAGAACAUUUAAUUGACAAAUGUAUAGUUAUUGUAAAUAUGCUCAUUCAGAAAUGAAAUUAUUGUGGCAGUGUGCUGGCCAGAGCUGUGAUGAACUCGUCCAUGAUGAAGACAUUUUAAAUUGUUAUUGAUAGAUAAUCGUUGUCCGGGGAAAACCUUGAGUAUUGAAUAUUGCCUGCUGGUAUAGAAAAAAAGCUGGAUAUAUAGAUAAGAAUUCACUUUGAUCGGCACCUACUUUGACCUUUGACAUUAAACAAUGAAAUAUACCAUAUUUACCAUAUUAAAUUCCUCAUCAUCAUCAUCCAUUAAGUGACAGAUCUCCUUGAUGGAGUGCAAUUGUCACUGUAAAUUGUCACCUACUGAAGAAAAGGAAAAUACUUACCUCACAGAAAGAUUUAUUUGUUAUUCCAUCAAUUACGGUAAUCCUACAGAGUUUGGUGCUGAUCAUGAGUCCUCAUCCUCUAUAUUCCUUGUUUAGAUACAAGUCUGUGUUUCCUGUGCGGCUGAUACAGUUGCUAGAAUAGCACUACAGUGCUAAUGUUUACUGUUUUAAAUUUGCGACAUUAAAUAACUCUUGUAGAUUGUAUGUUUCCUAUGUCUAGUAAUCUGGACCAUAUUCCUCGAGAGAGAAAAAAAAUACUAUCAAGCAUGUGUACUCCUUCAAGGUUUCCAUAGUUUAGUUUUUGAAAUUAUGCUUAUUGGCACUUAAGGUAAAGGGUACCAUUUAGUUAACUUAUUCACCACUGAAAUUCAUAAUGAACUAUUCCAACCUUUGAAUUGGAAGAGUUCAAAUAUGUCUUCAGGGGGUUAAUAAGUUAAACCAUAUCAUAACCAUUGUCACUACUGUUAGGCAUUUUCAAAAGAAAAUUAAUGAUUAAAUCAAAAAUAAAACGUAACUGCAGAGGUCAAACUUCUGACCCUAACAUUGCAAAGCCAACAUUUUACUUUUGCUGCCAUGCAGGAAUUAUACUUGUGCAAGCACAGCAUCAUAACAAGUGUCCAGCAAUUUAUAGACGCAAAGCAUACAAAAUACUUGACAGGGGAAGUAACUCUACUCUUUUAUCUUCUGUAUAGAAGGGAGAAUAGAAAAAAAACAUGUGGAACUCUUCUUUGCGAUUGUGACUGAUAGAGUGGUAUCCAUUACCUUAAGUUUAUAAUGUUAACUGCUACUUUUUAAAUACAUAUUUUGUUUAAAACAUUUGAAAACAUCUGCUGAGAAAAUUGUUUUAUGAUAAUGGAAAAAAUAAAUCGGGUAAAAAACAUUUCAGUGAGAAUAUACAUACUUCAGAAAAAGCAUUUUUUAUUAUAAGAAAUAUGAACUCUUUGACUAUAUUUCAAGUUUAGAGUAAAUUCAAUAUUCGUAAUAAACUUAUACCAAAAGGUGACUUUUGAAGAAGAAAAAAAUUAUAAUCAUAAUACUCUUCUAUUCCAUACCUUUCUGAACAUAUUUCAGUUUUAUUUAGUGACAUUUUUUUUUUAUAUUUUUUUAUGAAUAGUUGUUCAGGUGUUGCUGAUAUAUCAAAUAAAACAAUGACAUCUGGGAAAUAUUCCUGGAAUUUGUUUACUACAAGGAAUGGAGAUAUGGUUCGAUAUAUAUAAAGGUCAGAUAACAUCUGUUUAGAAACAAUUUAGGAAAACUAUGUUCAGUUAUCGUUACUGAAGCGAAGUUUUUGUUGGUUUAGUAU